Molecule: messenger RNA, 1789 nt
Organism: Durusdinium trenchii
Lineage: Eukaryota; Dinophyceae; Suessiales; Symbiodiniaceae
Source: the annotation of a GenBank genome assembly
GGUUAAUUGGGGGCCAUGUUACAUGAUAACCCGCAAGUGUUUGCUAAUUGCAAUCCCUGAGAGUCCCUGUUUAGUCUUGAGCUGGAGGUUUGUCUAGCGGUUUGCUCUUGAGAUUUGUCUGUGCAUGAAUGCAUCCAAGACAGCUCCUAAGUCCUAAGUUGAUCGAGACCAAGCCAUGUCGGGCGAAGCAGCAGAAACCAGGGCGGUUAAAUGGCUUUGUGCCGUGUUAUUCGCUCUGGUGCUGAUCAUUUGGCUUCUCCCUCUACUCGCCAUUUGGCUGGAUGAGGCCACAGUGCAGCGACAACCCUUGGACCAACUAUUAACCCUUGACCAAAGGGUUUUUGAGGAGUCGCUCAUGACCCGGUUGAUUGGCUCCGAGUCCGAGUUCAUGCCGGCCAAAUGCAUCAACAUCAUUCCACAUGAUGCAGUUGCCAGUGCCCAAUUGGCAGAGGAUUGCACCACUUGGUGCCAUGAGGCUCUUGGCAGCAACAGUGCCACACCCUACAUGUUGAGCCCACUGCAUGUGAUUCGCAUCAUGCGAAGUUCGUUGAGUGAUACUUUCCUGAUGUGUUAUAAAGCGCAGACAGCAUCGUGGGCUUUGCGCUGGAUGCCAGAAUGGUACAGCGUCUAUUUGUAUGCAAUGCUUUAUGGAUCGAUCAGCAUCGUCUUCUUUUGGUGCAGGUGGCUCGCAACAUCGCCUGUUCGCAACUCGGAUCUGGGACCAUCAAAUCAAUAUGUGAUCAUUCAGAAUGACUCAGGUCAGUUGCCUCUAUUAUGCCCGGAUCGUAUUGGCUUCAAGAGACAUCUUUGGUUGGAGGCUUUCUUUGUUUGGCUGGAGCCCUUUGGAGAUGUGGUUUCAAUUCUUAGUCUUUUUCGCAUUGGGCAGCCAUUCCCAGGCAUGUUCAUGAGCAUUGGGUGUGCCAUUCCUUGUGUAUGGGCAGUUGACCUGUUUCAAAUCCGGGGAGCCCUGGCCAUUGCAGACAGCUUGCGACAAGGUUUUGCCAACAAGCAGUGGGUGACACACAAAGCCAUUGAGCUCAGCGAGAUAUUUAUUUGCACUUCGGUGCAAGUGUACAUCCUACUGGCAAUGCAUGUGGAGAUCAUGCAUCUCAGCACAGUUCUCCCGCUGCCAGCCUUGUUCACUCGAUGCCUGCGGCAGCCAGGGCUUUCCGUCCGUGCUGAAGGAACUCGAACAAAAGACCACCCAAAACAAAGAGUCACAACGGAUUGCUAGAGUUUCCUCAAAGGGCAGCAGCUUGUCAAGGGGAUCAUGCAAUGAAAUUUGGACCUUCAAGGAGCUAGAGAAGGCAAAAUCCUCCUUUCCACUGUGGACACGGGUUCUGGCCAACAGUGCUUGCCCACUAGCUGGCCUUGCAGCAUUGCUGACUCAAGCGCUUAUAAAAGGAGCCUUUGCCCUGGGUCCCAUCGAGGAGCAGCCAGGGGUUCUGGGCUUCUUCCGUUACUUCUUCUUCGACAUUUUCUUUGACUUGCCCCACAAGCUUGUCAAGGCUGAACUGCAAGAACUGUGGUACGAAAUCCAGGUGCAGUGGGUUUGCAUAAAGCCGGGGCUUUGUGCCAUGCUGCUGGCGAUGUUCCGUGUACUUGUGCUGCUGUUCCUCGCCCUUGGAGCUCUGCACCUUUUGUAUGAUACGGUGCGUGCUUGUGCCGGCGGCCGCGACACGAAGAGACAAGGUCUAGUACGCUUGCCUUGCGACUCUGAUUGAGCCUUGAAGAUCUUGAAGAGGGACAUUGAUUAGUUUUUCAAAUUAAGGACAUGCUGGGAACCUGG